AUGGACACGGAAAAACUGUCAGUAUCCCACGAUGGUCACGGUCGGCUUGGCGCGCAGCAGGCGUUGAGCGGGGGCGGCGGGCGGGUGGUGUCGCUGCUGGUGGGCCCUGAGAGGACGCAGUUCCUCUGCAACGCGUCGCUGCUCUCGCGCCACUCGCCCUUCCUCGCCUCGCUGCUCAGCGACCGCUGGUCCGCCGCUGCUCCCCGCAACCGCGCGGAUGACGCGGAGGGAGUUGCGCGAGAGGGUGUGGCGCGAGCGGAGAGCGGGGAAACACGAGAUCUGGGUAAUGAGGAGCUGGACUCGCUUCGAGCCACGCUGGACCUCCUCAAGGUCAACAUUCACACACCUUAUGCACACGCUGCCAGCAAGGUAGCAGUUUCUUCUGGCAACGUGAAUGCAGCCGCCCGCAGCGUCUCCCUGUCCUCAUUCUCAUACCCACCACUCGUGCGGCAGCUUCAGCCAUUGCCUGUGGUGCGCAUACCUCCAGGGUGCAAGGAUCCGCUACUGUUUGAGAAGUUUUAUUUGUUUUCCAAGUUCUGCCUGAACCUCCGCCACCACGCCAUCCUCUGCACCAUCUGCUGGGCGCGCGGUCGGGGACUUAAAAGCGGCAACAUCUGUGGCCACGGAGACCUCUGGUACUGCUGUCGGUUCUAA
Molecule: messenger RNA, 654 nt
Organism: Closterium sp. Naga37s-1
Lineage: Eukaryota; Viridiplantae; Streptophyta; Zygnematophyceae; Desmidiales; Closteriaceae
Source: the annotation of a GenBank genome assembly